AAAUGAGUAAAAUUCCAAUGCUUUAGAUGAAACAAAUUCUUGAUCAAAGAAUAGAUUACAGUUCUCCAAUAACUUAAAUAGCAAUGAAGAAAUUGGGAUUGACUCAAAGAGCAUUAUAAAGAAUGAAUUAUUUAGAAUAUAUGACCUCAAAUAAUAGUUAGUAAGAUUAUUUUUUGUAUUUGAAUGCUGUUGCAAUGAAUAUCAAGAAACUUUAAUAAGAAAUUGCAAAAAUUAAUCUAAAAGAUAAAUCUAUAGAUUGUACUGAUCCUGGAAAUGUUGAUGAAAUCAUAGCAUUAUUGGAUAAAAGAAAUAAAAACAAAAUUCAUACUAGUAGCUAACCUUUUGUAACAUCUAAUCGAGAUAAGACUUUUGAACUAGAUGAUACAUUGGAAUGUGAGAAAUAAAAAAAUAUUAGAUUAACAAUUAAAGGAAUAAAAUCGAUUACAGAAAGGAAUAACCUAAAAAGUAAUUAAUAAGUAAAUUAAAAUUCUAUUUGUAAUUCUUCUAGUCCAUAAAAGAUUAUAUUGAAAAGUAAACACCUAAUUAAUAAAUUUAGAAUUGGUGAUUUCAAAUCAUUAAAGUGUUGCAGAAUUAUUUUAGAAAUAAUAAUAGGCUUCAAUAGAUGUGAAUUCGAUGGAAUAGUUAAAUGAAUCAAUAAGAAGAAAUUAAUUUGAUAAAAAUGUUGCAAUAAUGUCAGGAAUAAAGAAUAGAUUAAAAGAUAAUUUGAAUUAAAAGAAAUCGAUUGAUGAGUUUAUGUAGAAAAUAUCAAAGUUAAGAAGUAUAUCAUAAUAAUCAAUUGAUUCUGGUAGAAAAGUACCAAAGUAGUUGAUAAAAUUAGGUUAGUAAAAGUAAGGAAAUGUGAUUUCAACAAAAUUAGAGAUGAUGUUGAGAAGAGAGAGAUUGAUUAGAGAAGAGCCAUUGAAAAUACACUAAGUAAAAUUAGGGAAUAUAAUGGGAGUGAUUUCUAAAAUAAGGAAUCAGCAGACAAAGAUGAAGAUGUUUUAAUAAGUAAAUAAUGAUUUUUGGUGAUAAUAAAGUUAAAUUACUAUUUAUAGAUAAAAUAGUUGAAAUAAUAAAAGUUACAU
Molecule: messenger RNA, 1085 nt
Organism: Paramecium sonneborni
Lineage: Eukaryota; Ciliophora; Oligohymenophorea; Peniculida; Parameciidae
Source: the annotation of a GenBank genome assembly